CUGAAGCCUGCUCCAGGGCAAUAAGAGGAGAACCGGGUAUGAGGCAAAACAAGGAUGACCUGAGGCUAUUUCCUCGGUUCCCAGUCAGGCUGAAUACAAUGUACACAUGCAGAAGAACCAGCAGGUUGACAAGGGGAGCUGUGAGGUCGGAUAAAGCAAGUUCUUCAUGGACGAGGGUGUGAAACUCUAGGAGAAGAGAGUUGGGAUCUCUGCAGCUUCUGUGGAGCGAGCCGGGAUCAGGCUUUCAUUUGGGUAAGCAGAGGGCACUUGCCCUGAAAUAGAAGAAAACAGCAGUGAGCAAGAUGUGCAGUGCAGGAGCAAACAUGGGAAAGGAGUUGGGCAAAGAUAUGAAGAGCAAGACACGAAUGAAGAAAGUGAACCCCAACAUUGACAGGGGGUGGGCAUGGAUGGUGGUGCUGUCGUCUUUCCUUGUCCAUUUGCUGGUAAUGGGAUCACAGAUGGCACUUGGGAUACUCAAUUUGGAAUGGCUUGAAGAAUUCAAUCAGAGCAGAGGUCUGACAGCCUGGGUCAGCUCCCUCAGUAUGGGCAUCACUUUGAUUGUUGGUCCAAUUAUCGGCUUGUUCAUUAAUACAUGUGGGUGUCGAAAGACUGCCAUAAUAGGAGGGUUUCUGACUUCCCUUGGCUGGGUGCUGAGUGCCUUUGCACCCAAUGUGCAUUUUCUGUUCUUCUCAUUUGGUGUGACUGCUGGUAUUGGCAGCGGGAUGGUUUAUCUACCUGCAGUUGUCAUAGUCGGGCAGUAUUUCCAGAAGAGACGUGCCCUAGCGCAAGGUCUGAGUACCACAGGUACUGGCUUUGGGACAUUCUUAAUCACAGUCCUACUGAAGUACCUGUGCAGGGAGUUAGGCUGGAGGAAUGCCAUGAUUAUUCAAGGUGCUAUCACUCUAAACUUGUGUGCAUGUGGUGCGCUCAUGAGACCACUAGCCCAUGAUGAGGAACCCUUGAAAGACCAUGAAGAGUCUGCAGGUGACCCUGAAGAUGUCAAGGAAGGUACCCUGUUGAAUGCUGAUGCCGUAAAAGCUAGCAGAGAGUUACAUGAAGGAGAAGAGGGAACGGCCAGUGAAAAUACUGCUGUAUCAUGGAGCAAGGAAGAAACCAGCAAUGACAUAUUUAUUAAUGACAUGAACAAGCUUAGCAUCAUGAAGACCCUCACCCAUAUGACUGUGGCUAUAAGAUCUGGUUUCUUUGCCUGGUAUUCCAGCUACUUUGGCACAUCAUCCCUUUUCACCAAUAAAGUCUUUGUUGCCUUUGUCUUUUGGGCACUUCUGGCCUAUUGUAGCUUUGUGAUUCCCUUUAUCCACCUGCCGGAGAUUGUGGAGAUGUAUGGCCUGACAGAGCAGAACAACAUUUUUCCCCUCACCUCCAUCAUUGCCAUUGUACAUAUUUUUGGCAAAGUCAUUUUAGGUUUCCUUGGUGACCUGCCAUGUGUUAGUGCCUGGAAUGUCUUCAUUGCAUCCAAUGUUACCAUGGGCGUGAGCAUCCUUAUUCUGCCACUCAUGCAUGUCUACUCCAGCCUGGCUCUGGUCUGCGCUCUCAUUGGCUUCUCCAGCGGAUACUUCUCUCUUAUGCCCGUUGUCACUGAAGAUUUAGUGGGGAUCAAGCAGUUGGCGAAUGCUUAUGGCAUCAUUAUCUGCGCUAAUGGAAUUUCAGCACUUUUGGGACCACCUUUUGCAGGCUGGAUCUAUGACAUCACCCAGAAAUAUGAUUAUUCUUUCUAUGUUUGUGGCUUGCUGUACAUGGUGGGAAUCGUUUGCUUGCUUCUGGAACCCUGUCUGCAGUCAAAAGACCAACAAUCAAAGAAAUUAUCUGGCAGCCAAGAGUCCUGAAUAUUCCAAUAACUAUUUUAUUGCUGGAGGGCAAGGACCGGAGCCAGAACACUGUGCAUAUUGCAUACACCCCUUUGUUUCUACUGCUUUUUUAUGUUGGGGGUUGGAAAAAGAUGGGAGUUUCUUGUAGACUAUUACAAGCAAUCCUAGCAAAUGUCUACUCAGUCCUGUUAGUUAAGUUCUCAGAACAUCUAUUUCCAGAGUGUUCCAGACAUAACCAGCAGACAGAGUCCACAUACAAUGGUUUGGUUAGUUCAUUCUUAGUAGGUUUAGGCUGAAAAACAAUUAAUCAAACUGGAGACCGGUCUGCUAAUCCACUGAUAAUUAUACCUUACACAGGGAAACUAUUUAGAGAAGUUCCACUGGAAAGCCAGUACUGUAACCAAUUGCUUUCAGGCCUCGGCACCAAACUUGCACCACCCCCAAAUGUCUUAUGUUCUCCCAUGGCCAAUGCAGCUUCCCAUCAUAGAUAGGGUUGCCACCUUUUCUGGAAAAAAAUACCAGUUUGGAAAGCUAAUUGGUAAUUGGGUGAGCAGCGUGGGGAUUGUAUAGGUACUCAUAAUGUACAAAACACCCUGGCCCCUUCUUCACUUUAGCUUGGUGCUCAAUCUGGGGGGAUCAGGAUCAGACAUAACCAAAUGUAUAUGGCUAAAGAAACACAGGGAGGAGGAGACUGAGUAGCACCUCCAAGAGGUUUGUUUAGAUUUUAGUAAAAAAAAAUGUUUAGUGGGGCAGACUAAAUACUGUUAUAUUCUACCUUUGUUGAUUUAUGAAACAACACAACAAUAUUUGUGAAUGCAGUGUUGGACUGGCCCACCAGGAAAACUCCCGGUGGACCCAGGUGUCAGUGGGCCCUCCUGCUUCUAACCAUGGCCAUUCGCUAUUUCUAGAGGCUAAAUAGAUGGAAUAAUAGAUUAUAGUAAGUAAAGAAAAGAGACUAGAAUAGAAAUUGAGUGAGAAAAGGAAGAAAAUAUUACUGACAGUGGGACCCUGGUCUAAAAAUAUUUGGUGGGCCCCUAACCAAAGGUUUUUUGGUGGGCCCCUGGUGUCCCAGUCCAACACUGUGUGAAUGUUCCAGUGAUACAGGAGCACAUUCCAUGAUUAGAUUCCUUCUAGUCAUUCUUAAUUGAGCCAACAUUAUGCCAUAAGGUAUACAGGUCCUUUACCUAUGUCAUGUGAUUUAGAAACAUUACCUGUUUCUAUUGACUCCGGAGUCAAAAUUUGAUUUUGAUUUAUUUUUAUGGUAGUGGGAUUUUAUGAAAUAAAUCAUUACAUUAAUGCA
Molecule: messenger RNA, 3126 nt
Organism: Xenopus laevis (African clawed frog)
Lineage: Eukaryota; Metazoa; Chordata; Amphibia; Anura; Pipidae
Gene: slc16a14.L
Product: solute carrier family 16 member 14 L homeolog
Exons: 6
Coding region: 303-1844 (513 amino acids)
Biological process (GO): monocarboxylic acid transport; transmembrane transport
Cellular component (GO): plasma membrane
Molecular function (GO): transmembrane transporter activity; monocarboxylic acid transmembrane transporter activity
Source: RefSeq, a predicted model, not a curated record